Babesia microti strain RI is the source of this 1014-nucleotide messenger RNA. RefSeq names its product conserved Plasmodium protein, unknown function. Lineage: Eukaryota; Apicomplexa; Aconoidasida; Piroplasmida; Babesiidae. The record is from RefSeq and is a predicted model, not a curated record. Gene Ontology annotation, molecular function: RNA binding. The coding region runs from base 1 to 1014 and encodes 337 amino acids. The transcript has 2 exons.
AUGAUAUUGACUAAACAUCUGUGUAGUUAUGCCUAUUACGGUUCUUCGCGGAUGAAGUGGUUUUUUCAAAAACCUUAUAUACGUGUGGAUCCAAAUUCAUUAUUACAUUAUCCCGAAACAUCAUAUAUCGAUUGUAGGAAGGUGGAUUAUUUGUACGACCAACCAAAAUCUGGAUAUGAGGGAACUGAAAUAUAUGGCCCUAAUACACUGGAAUUAAGUAAUCUUCCCAUGGGCCGAACGCCAGAAUAUUUGCAGGAUAGACUGAGGAGAUUUUUUUCAACUUUCGGUUUAGUUACUAGUGUGAGAUGUUUACCACAUUCAUUGGACCCAUAUCAAUGCAAUGGCAUUGGAUAUGUAACUUUCAGGAGCAAACAGGCUUCAAUCAAAGCUGCAGUGGCUAAUCUUGUAUUUCCUCCCAGUAUUUGCUCAAAAAUAAUAAACAUUAGGCACCUUGAUACUGAUAAAUGCAACGAUCCCUUGUACACUAAUAAACAGAGGCAUUAUGCGAACCAAAUUAUAUACAUUGUUAGAGGCUUAUACUAUAAACUAAUUAAAACUGGAAGCUGUUCCUUGAAUACUGUAUCUAAGGGAUUGUAUGAGCGGGAUUUUUACGGGAAGAUUAGACUGGCAGGUCUUUCAGUAGUUAUGAAAUUUACAAACUGGAUCAACUUUCUUACUACUGCACCAAUGAAUGAAAUAUUUCAAAUACAUGACAAUCACAUAUAUCUUUUAUUACAUUCUGAGGAUUCACUUAAUCGCAUAUUACACAGACUAGUCUUUCAAAUGGAACAACAACUCCAAUCUCAACUUCAAGUUGAAAGUUUUGAGCCUCCAAUAGAAAGACCUAGGGGUCUUGACGAGGAAUUGCAGAUAUUAUCUCGUUCCACAGAUAUGUAUCGAAUCCAUGAUGAAAGAUUUAUUUACAAGCUCAAGCUCAAGAGGGAGAGGAAUUUGAGGCGUAAGGAAUAUAGGCAACAACUAAAAGCUGAAAAGGGCGUGACUAAUUCUGUAUAA